CUUGUGGAUAUUCUCGAUUGUGCUCUUGUGAUAACCAAGGAGGCAAGGGCAACGUGUGAUCUUCAAGGACCUUCGGAUGGGAAUAAGGAAGAAGAACUUCUGAUUAACGAGGAAGUGAAUCGCUUGAAACAAUACCUGAAAGCACAACUACUUCUUCUAGAUGAAGUUGAAGAUAAGGGGACUCCUGCUGCUUCAGAAAAAGAACGCGAAAAAGACAAAAUUAAGAUGAAGCUUGAGGAACAAAAACAAAAGGAAAUAAUGGACAAGCAAGUACAUCUACAUCGAGGUGAAGACAGCAAACAAGUACAAGGUGAAGACAUGAGCAAGCAACUACAUCAAGGGGAAGAAGACCGCCAUUCCCAUCCGCAGGAGGACGAGUUACCUGUUCCUCUUCCUUUUUCAAUGACACAAGGGCAGUUGCGUCACUGGCUCGAGGACCCCGUAUAUUAAGACUAGUAAAUCACUAUCUGCUGUGAAGUAUUGUUCCGAGUGAGGCCCCCCUUGAUUUAACGGGGAAACAAAAGGGAAAAUCGAGGGCAACUCACUCAACCACGGAUAGGGAUUGUCUAGAGUUUUUAAGUAUCUCGAUCUUGGAUUCUUGACGAGGAGGGAAGCGAGGAAAGCCCUACUGUAGACUUUGGGGAACUGUUGAUGAAGCGCAGUAAAGUACUACUGCAGUUCCGCCCAUUUACCUCAGAGUGCAAAUAUCGCUCACUUGCUGUGGAAAAACGAGCAAGUUCUUUAUCAUUCAAAAUUGUCUCUACCGCUCUCGCAAGAAUAAUUCUAGAAGCGUACCACAAUCAAGAACAGAAGACCCCAUCUCCGACGGCGACUUC
Amoebophrya sp. A25 is the source of this 836-nucleotide messenger RNA. The record is from the annotation of a GenBank genome assembly. Lineage: Eukaryota; Dinophyceae; Syndiniales; Amoebophryaceae.